UGUCAAGAAAAAAAUAUUUGUUUCGGGUCUGUAAUCUGUGGUACGAUCAGUCAGCCAUGUUUAGUGUUUGAAAUGGUGGUGCCUCUAUUUCUUUCGUGAUAAAAAUAUUAAAUUAGUGAAAGAUUUUCGUUAUUUUAUUGUUAAACAAAGUGUUAGUGGGUUUUCAAUGUUUUUUGUGAAAAGUGAGUGAUAACCCGCCGUGACAAUGAACUGGGGUGUUGAGCUUUGGGAUCAAUAUGAUAACUUAGCCGCCCACACGCAUAAAGGAAUUGAAUUCUUAGACAAAUAUGGAAAUUUCGUCAAGGAGAGGUGUGCGAUAGAAUUAGAAUAUGCAGGGAAACUCAGGAGGCUAGUCAAGAAUUAUCAACCCAAAAGAAAAGAAGAGGAUGAAUACCAGUACACAGCCUGCAAAGCAUUCAGACAGCUCCUUCAGGAGUUGGGGGACUUUGCGGGUCAACGAGAGGUUGUGGCGGAAAAUUUACAGUCCAAUGUCGUUCGUGAAUUGCAUUUGCUUGCCAAGGAGCUUCGUGAGGAGAGAAAGCAACAUUUAAACGAAGGCGCGAAACAAAUGGCAGUAUUGAGUACGGCGGUGGGCGCGCUGGAGCGGGCGCGGAGGUCGUACGAGCGCGCCGCGCGGGAGUCGGAACGGGCGCUCGACGCCUUCCAGAAAGCAGAUGCAGAUUUUAAUCUAAGUCGAGCGGAGGUAGAGAAACAAAAGACGAACAUGAAGCUACGAAGCCAAGCGUGCGAAGACGCGAAGCAGGAAUACAUGGAUCAGCUCCGAAAGACGAACGAGGCGCAGAGACAGCACUAUGAACAGAGAUUACCACACGUUUUCAAACAGUUACAGGAUUUAGAUGAAAAAAGAAUAAAGAAUAUAAAAAACUUCAUGUUAAGUUCUGUGGACGUCGAAAGGAAGGUCUUCCCAAUUAUAAUGCAGUGCCUUGAUGGAAUGGAGCAAGCGGCCAAGAGUAUUAAUGAGAAAGAGGAUACACAACUCGUCAUAGAAAGGUAUAAAUCCGGUUUCGUCCCGCCCGACGACUUCCGGUUCGAGCCGGCGACGGGCGCGGACGCGACGGACUCGGCCGCCACCACGCACACACACAACCACCUCACCGCGGCGCGCGGCACCGUCUCCGGCAACCGGAUCAAGAAGAGAGGCGGCCUCCUGUCCAUAUUCAGCUCCAAUAAGAAGAUUAUUGAGGCGUGCAACUCCUUGAAGAACAACAUGUCGGUGGACGGAAAGGAGGAUUAUUCAGACUUGCCACCAAAUCAACGGAAAAAGAAACUUCAAGGAAAAGUUCAGGAAUUGACGAAACAGGUUGGACAGGUACAGGCUUCGAUGGAAGGUCUAAUGAAAAUGAAAGGCGUAUACGAAACAAAUCCUACUCUAGGAGAUCCAAUGACUGUAGAAGGUCAACUAAACGAAUGUUGUGAUAAAGUCAAGAAAUUGCGCGCGCAAUUACGCAAGUACGAAGAGUUGCUAGUGGAAGCGAACAAUCAAGUAUGUGCACCGCCCUUACAUCCCACGGCCAGAACUAACGGAUCUGCACCAACGCAAGCAACAAGCAUCGGGUCGAACAGCGAGUCCCUGUCCCGCUCGGCCUCGGAGUCGUCGGUGAGCACGGGCGCGGGCGCGGGCGCGGGCGGCGGGGGGCGCGCCGCGGGGGGCUCGCCCGAGUCCGGCCUCGGCGGGGAGCUCGCCGCCGCGCACGCCGACCACACCAACGGCGACCACGAUGACCACAACCACGACCACGACCACGACCAUGACCACGACCACGAUCAGGACCACGACCAGGACCACGAGUCGGACUUCGACUACUACUACGAGCCGGACUUACAGCCGCUGGGCUACUGCAAGGCGCUUUACGCGUUCGAAGCGAACGGCACGGGCUCGACGAUGCGCAUGGAGUGCGGCGAGCGCCUGCUGGUGCUGGAGACGGACGCGGGCGACGGCUGGACGCGAGUGCGCCGCCACCACACGCGCGAGGAGGGCUUCGUGCCCACCACAUACAUCGCCACCACGCUCUACGCAGACGCGCAUGCGCACUAGCCGAUGUACUCAGGAACAAGUGGCGUUUUAGUGAUAGCGCUAAUCGUUCAGUGUGAAUAUAUUAGUGUUGGCGGACUGUAGCCACUUCGGACUCUGUGCAAUCAGUCUUUCAGUUAUCUGUGGCCUAUAUAUUUACAAGUAUUAUUGCUAUAAUUUAUCAUUAUUGAAAUUAGAUUUAUUUUUUUAUCGUGUAUCUGAUUGAUUGUCCUGCGGCCGUGGUCAGAGUUGAAAAUGAGAUAAUCAUAAUAACAUUCCAUGAUCUUAUUUAUUGUGUAUAUUGUAUGUUAUGUGGCGUACAUAUUUUCAUGUAUAGUCGUGUAACAGUAGAUUUAUAAUUUUAUUUUUAAUAUUAUAACACAUUCAGAUCUUCGUUGUGCCAGCUCUUUACGUGUUAAGAUUAUUUUUUCGUACUUAUGAUAGUCGUUACUGCUUUAUGUGAUGGAUUAUUCGAAAUUAUAGCAAAAAUAAAUUAUCAAGUGUAUUAUAUGUAAACAUUGGAGGUUCGAGAUUAAAUUAAACAACAAUUUGACGUAUAGUUUAGAAGUAAUGGAGUGAAGUAACCGUAUCACAUGAUGUAUUAUAAAAUGCUUGUGUUAAAUGAAUCUUAUGUAAUAUUAAGCGCUAGCUAAAUGUGGUUAUUAGCCAAUGCUAUUUUCUGAAUAUUUGCUGUAUGCAAGAAAUCUAUUGUAUUUAUAUAUAGUGAGAUGAGGGAUGGAUGAGUGCAUUUGAUUUUUUUAUAUAAAAUAAAACUAUAUGAGGACU
Molecule: messenger RNA, 2818 nt
Organism: Vanessa atalanta (red admiral)
Lineage: Eukaryota; Metazoa; Arthropoda; Insecta; Lepidoptera; Nymphalidae
Gene: Cip4
Product: formin-binding protein 1-like
Exons: 15
Coding region: 206-2056 (616 amino acids)
Biological process (GO): signal transduction
Molecular function (GO): protein binding
Source: RefSeq, a predicted model, not a curated record